AUGGCGAACGACGGCACCAACGGCAAUACUCAAAUCGACAAUGUCAGCCAGACAGUAAAAGCUCUGAGAGAUACUCUGACCUCAGAAACUACCCCGCUGGCCCGCCGCUUCCGCGCCCUCUUCUCACUCAAACAUCUAGCAUGUCUGCAGCCUCCAACCGACGACACCAUCCCAGCUAUAGAGGCUAUUGCGGCAGCCUUUCCCUCGCCGUCUGCGUUAUUAAAGCAUGAGCUAGCUUACUGCCUUGGUCAGACUAAAAAUCCACAUGCGAUACCCUCUCUGCGUCAUGUACUAGAGGAUAAAGAUGAAGAUAGCAUGUGUAGGCACGAGGCAGCGGAGGCUAUAGGGGCGUUGGCAGACACAUCAAGUCUGGACUUGUUACGGAAACUAAGGGAUGAUCCAAGUGAGCCAGAAGUCGUUCGAGAAACUUGUGAGAUCGCGGUGGACAGAAUUCUUUGGGAAACAUCCGAACAACGACAGACGGAAAAGGUUAAGAAGAGUGAUUUCACAUCCAUCGACCCUGCUCCUCCAACAGCCCUCACCACCGAGGAACAUUCAAUCCCAGAGCUUAAGAAGACUCUUCUCGAUACAAGUAUUCCUCUCUUCCAACGAUAUCGCGCAAUGUUUGCAUUACGUGACCUCUCCUCCCCGCCAGACCGGCCAACAGCUCGCGAAGCAGUUGAAGCGUUGGCAGAGGGGCUCAAGGAUAAAUCAGCGUUGUUCAGACAUGAAAUUGCGUUUGUUUUCGGACAGCUCUCUCAUCCCGCUAGCAUUCCUAGCUUGGUAGAAGCCCUCAGCAACAAGGAAGAGGCUAGUAUGGUCCGUCACGAAGCCGCAGAAGCUCUCGGAAGCCUCGGUGACGAGGAAGGUGUGGAGGAGGUGUUGAGGAAGUUCCUUGAUGAUCCUGAAGUUGUCGUUAAGGACAGCGUUGUAGUGGCCCUCGAUAUGGCGGAAUAUGAGAAAAACGGCGAACUCGAGUAUAGCUUGAUUCCAGAGCCGGUGGCUGCCAGUUAA
Microsporum canis CBS 113480 is the source of this 1014-nucleotide messenger RNA. Its product is annotated as deoxyhypusine hydroxylase. The transcript is spliced from 2 exons. Gene Ontology annotation, molecular function: deoxyhypusine monooxygenase activity. The record is from RefSeq and is a predicted model, not a curated record. Bases 1 to 1014 code for a protein of 337 amino acids. Gene Ontology annotation, biological process: peptidyl-hypusine biosynthetic process. NCBI's taxonomy places the organism in Eukaryota, Fungi, Ascomycota, Eurotiomycetes, Onygenales, Arthrodermataceae.